Messenger RNA from Selaginella moellendorffii, 2056 nucleotides. RefSeq names its product cation transporter HKT4. Lineage: Eukaryota; Viridiplantae; Streptophyta; Lycopodiopsida; Selaginellales; Selaginellaceae. Gene Ontology annotation, cellular component: plasma membrane. Gene Ontology annotation, biological process: transmembrane transport; monoatomic cation transport. The coding region runs from base 107 to 1792 and encodes 561 amino acids. The transcript has 5 exons. The record is from RefSeq and is a predicted model, not a curated record. Gene Ontology annotation, molecular function: monoatomic cation transmembrane transporter activity.
AGCACUCCGAGAAGUGCUGUUGUCUCAGCUCGAGAUGGAGGUCGCAAUGGCAAUGGCUUCACUUGCCAGGAUGAUUUGAGCACAAUCGGAAGAAUUAAUUUUUGGAAUGAAUUCAUUUAAAGAUUGUCAUGAUACCCAAUUGGGUAGAAACACCAGAAAUUUUUUGCAGCAGCACAUGACCUUCUUUCGAGUCCACUUAACUUGCUUUGUUAUUGUGGCAUUCAUCGGGAGCUUGAUCCUAUGGGGUAUCGGCAAUGAGAGAGAAGACAUUCCACCCGGAGGACAAGUAGUCCUCAUGAUCAUGAUGUUGCUGGGCAGCCAAGUUGUGACUUCCACUGUGCCAUUGCUCGUCAAGAAACACCGCUACUGUCGAGUUGCCAGAAUAGCCAUCGAUCCCAGUGACCAUGAACCGGUCGGACCACCAACACCACCGAUCGUAGAGGUUUUGGUUCCAGAAACUUUCUCUCGCUCCGAGCCUCGGGUGGAGGAGCUGCAGCACGCUUCGUCAAAGUGGAGCAUGGUAGCAAAGCGAGGCUCGCAGGUGCUCGAGAAACUCGGCAGCAAGAUCAAGCGCAGAGCCGAGGACGAGGCCUGGAUGGCCGAGAUGGCUACCAAGCGGCAGGCCGAGCACUUGACAGAAGUUUUCCAGGAGCACCAGGCCACCAUCGUGCUGAUCCGGAUCAUCGUCAUCUAUGGAGUUUUGGUUCAUCUCAUGGGGUUCUUCAUCGCCUGGCUGAGCAUUCUCUGCGGACGGCCAUACCCCAGGAACUUGAUCCGGCACAAAAAGAAGACCAACCUCGGAUUCUUCUCGCUCUUUGCAGUGGUCUCGGCAUUUUGCAACGUAGGAUACAUCGCUUCCAGCGAGAACUUGAUGCCUUUCAACUCGUCGCUGGUCCUGCUGCUCGACAUGAUCCUGCUGAUCAUGCUCGGCAACGGAAUUUACCCACCGUGUCUACGAGGAAUCAUCCGACUGCUCCAUCACUUCUCCAAAGGCAAUACAAAGCAAGCGUGUGAGUUCCUGCUCGACCAUCCCCGCAAGUGCUACACGCAUCUCUUUCCUCCCAACACGACGAGGUGGCUGCUCAUCUCCUUUUUCGGAUUGAACGGGUUUGAGAUUUGCGUCAUCUACAUCCUCGACUGGAACUCCACAGCCUUCGACGGCCUUGAUACUGGUGAGAAGAUCGUUAACGGCAUCUUUCAGUGUGUCAACACUCGUAGCGGCGGCAUGAACUCCGUCGCCAUCACAGGUCUUUCGCCCACAACGCUCUUCAUCUUUGCUGUCAUGAUGUACGUUUCGGCUUACCCCGUCUUCUUAUCCCGGCAAGCCACAAGACAAAAGUCCGUCGACGACGAGGGCGCCAUCUCUCACCUCUCAGCCCGCAAGCAGCGUGACAUCCUCGACACCACCCUCGCGACACAAUUCCGGAGGCUCCUCGCUCAGGACACGGCGUAUCUCUUCCUCGCAACGUUCUUCAUUUGCGUCUCAGUGAACCACGGCCUCAAACACGAUCCACUCAACUACAACAUCUUCAGUGUCGUCUUCGAGAUCAUCAGUGCUUACGGUGGCGUGGGACUGUCGUAUGGAUAUAGCUGCAGCUUGAGGACGGAGCCCGGUUACUGUGUGGACGAGCCCGUGAGCUUCUCAGGCAAGUGGGGAGUUACUCCCAAAAUCAUCAUGAUCGUAGUCAUGCUCCUCGGCAGGCACCGAGGCCUCCCUGAUAACAUUGAUUCCGCAAUUUUACUCCCCGAGCAGAAAUUCAGCAACAUAAUGAGAAGGCAGACCAGUGAAUGAGAUGGAAAAAUCUACCUCUCCAAAGCUCUUCCACGUACAAUCCCACCUUUGAUGGCCUGGAUAAUCAAGCAUACGUGUUCCGUGACGAGAGCCAUACACGCAGCAAGCAGCCACUCCACCGAGAUUGGCAUGACAUGGAGGAGCUCUUGGGCCUGGCGGUUCCUGCAAGCACAUCGGCCAAGUAGUAGCAUUGAUCCCAUAGUCAGUGAUGGAGGAUGCGAAGCACUGCAUGGCUGAUUGGAUCUCUCCCCUGGCUACACUCAA